Penicillium cosmopolitanum is the source of this 1833-nucleotide messenger RNA. Its product is annotated as Mg2+ transporter protein CorA-like/Zinc transport protein ZntB. NCBI's taxonomy places the organism in Eukaryota, Fungi, Ascomycota, Eurotiomycetes, Eurotiales, Aspergillaceae. The record is from RefSeq and is a predicted model, not a curated record. Gene Ontology annotation, cellular component: plasma membrane. The coding region runs from base 1 to 1833 and encodes 610 amino acids. Gene Ontology annotation, biological process: intracellular magnesium ion homeostasis. Gene Ontology annotation, molecular function: magnesium ion transmembrane transporter activity. The transcript is spliced from 2 exons.
AUGGACCCCCCACUGACCCCAACGCCUGGCAUCGAGGCCCUGCGACAGCCCACUUCACCUUCCUCCUCAACAGCUAGCCCGCGAAAGCGUCCUCAGCGCACCGAUUAUCCACUUCACACCGACACAAAACCUGGGAACGGUCCAAUGGGCGGUCGCCUUCAAGACCGGGGACCUGCUACGACAUCGGAGUCCCAGACCCGCUUCGAAGCGGCCCCCGCGCCUGAUAACGAGCCUGGCAAGUCCAAGUCUGCCAAACGCAAGAAGAAUCGCAAUCGCAAGCGUCGCAAUCGCCAGGAGUCAUUCCUUACUCCCGCCAAAGAAGAAUCCCACCGGCCUGCCUCCGGCUCGGGGAGCGGCGGUGUGAGAGGAGAUUCAAUGGAGCGCGAUAGGCCAACUUCCAAGGAUAACCCGUCGUUUUUCAAAUUGGGCAGGAAUCUGAGUAAUACUAGUCUCGAGAGUGAUGCUCUCCUUGACCAUCGGGACCAGCCGAUGAUGCGACCCCGUCGCGAUAGCCGAGUCAGUUCAUCCUUUCGCCCUAGCUCGCUGCUUUCAAGCGGAUUCCGAGGACCCGAUGGUCGUCCGCGCAAUACAGCUGGUCCUGGUGGAGGACGCGAUCAGCAAUAUCAGGAUGGCGAUAGUGAUGGAGACGAGGCGAACGACCGAACGCCGUUGAUCCGUGGCUCUUCAGGGCAUGCCUCUGCAACUACUCGCUAUGGAGCAGACUCGAGAGCUAGCCCCUUCUCUUCUCGUCCACGACGACCAUCUGUCCAGACCGCGUCCUCGGGAAUCUCUCCAGGAAGUCAUCCAAGCCCGAUAUACUCGCCAGACGCAGACCGGGACUAUGAUGUCAAUAACCCGCCGUCCAUUCCCGGGUCGCCGAAGUUGGGCCCGGAUAUGAACUACGACGAUGCCCUGAUGACCGGUGCUGAAUUUGAUUUUGCUUUAGCUCGUUCAGCAGAGCUUCGGAGGGGGUCAUCGGGUCCAUUGAGUGAGAGCUUGAUUAACAUUGAAGGAGGUCCUCCACCAAAUCACUCAGCGCCGUCGUCUCCUCAAUCUGGGUUCUUCUCUCCUCAAGAUUUGCGCCGGCGCCGUACAGUUGCGCUACCAGUUGAAGAAGAUGUUUGCUUCCCCAACGAGAAUAUAUCAGAGCUGGGUGAUGAGGGUUCGCGCAUCCAUCGUGAUGAACUUGUUGAACGCCGACGACGCAGGCAUCGACGGUGGCCUGAUCUCUCUGUGUUGGAAGAAUGGAGUCGUGAAGAGAAGGAGGAUCGCAGUGGUGAUCUCCGUGUUAAGAAGAUUAGUGAGCCUAUGCUUAUUGAAGGCCGUCUUCGUCCUCAGUAUAAGCUAUGGCGACGCGAGGAAGAUGAGGCUCCUUAUCGAUUCACCUACUUCAACGAGGAAUUCCAAAGCACAAUCCACGCCCAAACAAUAUCAGAAUUGGUGCAGCCUGGAAGUAGCUUCAAAGAGCUAUUCAUCCCCGACCCUCCUGAAUUGGACGAGUCAUCCGAUGAUUCCGAUUUGGACGAUCGCUCUGGACACGAGCAUGACUACUUCGCCACCGGUGGUGGUCUUCGGGGUCAGCACUCCCAGAACGAUCUCAAAGUUCAACAUCCAGAUCCACGAAGUGGUACAGCCACACCUAUACUACAAACUACAUCCAAAAAUGGCCAGGAUUUUGUCCAAGCUUCAGCAACAACCAAUGGUUCCCGGGGCCAGUCUCGCCUGUCAGUCAUCAGCGAAGGACACCCAGAUUCCCACCGAGAGCUUUCGCCUUCUCACUCAAAUCCUGCGCCCAAGUCCAAGAAAUACGGCCCCGGCCAACAUUCUGGCUAG